Molecule: messenger RNA, 2343 nt
Organism: Acomys russatus (golden spiny mouse)
Lineage: Eukaryota; Metazoa; Chordata; Mammalia; Rodentia; Muridae
Gene: Eng
Product: endoglin
Exons: 15
Coding region: 221-2185 (654 amino acids)
Biological process (GO): vasculogenesis
Source: RefSeq, a predicted model, not a curated record
CACCCAGUCAGCUAGAGACCCCUGCCCUGCUGUGAGUCUCGCGCCCACUUCUCCUGACUUCUCCGCCGCCACCUCAGAAGGCUGGAGCAGGGACGUGGUCGCUCCGGCCGCCUGCUCCCUUUGGGUCCCCGUGCGAACCCACGCCGGCCCGGGCGCCCACCGGCAGCGCUGCCUCUGGAUACCGGAUAAGGCCCAGCGCACAGACUCCCGGGUGGACAGCAUGCUUCCUCUGGCUGUUUUCCUGCUUCUGGCCAUCUGUAGCCUUGUGCCCACAAGUCUUGCGGAAGGGGUCCAUUGUGAUCUACAGCCUGUGGACCCCACAAGGGGUGAGGUGACAUACACCACCAGCCAGGUCUCUGAGGGCUGCGUAGCUCAGGGCACCAACGACACAUAUGAGAUCCACGUUCUCUUCCUGGAUUUUCCCAAUGUGCUGUCACAGCUGGAGCUGACUCUUCAGGCAUCCGAGCAAAAUGGCACCGAUACCCGAAAGGUGUUACUGGCCCUCAUUUCUAACAGAACUGUCUUCGUGAAGUUCCAGGCCCCGGAAAUCCCAUUGCAUUUGGUCUACAACCCCAGACUGGUCAUCUUCCAAGAGCCUCCAAGGGACAACGUCACGUUGCCGCCCCUUACCUCCAGGGAACAGAUCCUUAGCUGGAUAGCCCCGAAGAGCUCUGUCAACUCAAUGGCGGUACUGGAUGACCCCAAAAGUGUCGUCCUCCGGCUGGGCCAAGCUCCAGCUCCAGGGCUGUUAGCCGGCUGCUCGGCAAAAGCUCACCAGGACAUGGGCGCCACACUUGAGUGGGAACCACGAGCCCCGAGCGCCGUCCGAGGCUGCCGCCUGGAAGGUGUGACUGGCCACAAGGAGGCGUACAUCCUGAGGAUUCUGCCAGGUUCCGGGGCCGGGCCCCGGACAGUGUCUGUAAAUGUGGAACUGAGCUGCACAUCUGGGGCUCCCGAUGCCGUUCUCAUCCUGCAGGGUCCUCGGGAUGUAUCCUGGCUCAUCGAUACAAACCACAACAUGCAGAUCUGGACCACAGGUGAAUACUCCAUCAAGAUCUUUCCAGAAAAGAGCAUCAAAGGCUUCCCGCUCCCAGAAACACCCCAAGGCCUGAUAGGGGAGGCCCGCAAGCUCAACGCCAGCAUUGUCGCCUCCUUUGUGGAGCUCCCUCUGGCCAGUGACGUCUCACUGAGGGCCUCUAGCUGCGGUGGUGGUGUGCUCCAGACCUCACCUGCACCAGUUUUGACCACGCCUCCCAAGGACAGGUGCAACCCUGAGCUCCUCAAGUCUCUGAUCCAGCCGAAGUGUAGCAAUGGCCACAUGACUCUGACACUCAAUAAAACACUUGUGCAGACUCUGCAGUGUACCAUCACAGGCCUGGCUUUCUGGGACUCCCGCUGCCAGGCGGAAGACAGUUAUGGCCAACUUGUCUUGAGCAGCAACUACUCCAGCUGUGGUAUGAGAAUGGCAGCGCACGUGAUCAGCAAUGAGGUGAUCAUCAAUUUCCCAUCAGGCUCACCACCAAUUCAGGAAACGGUGCAGUGCAUUGUCACGGACAGGCUGUCCUUCCAGCUGGGCCUCUACCUCAGCCAGCACUUCCUCCAGGAAUCCAGUACCAUUGAGCUGGGCCAGCAUGGCUUUGUGCAGGUGAGCAUGUCUCCAUCGACCUCUGACGUCACAGUCCAGCUAGACAGCUGCUACCUGGACCUGAGGCCUGAAGGGGAGAUGGUGGAACUCAUCAAGGGCCGAGCGGCCAAGGGCAGCUGUGUGAACUUCCUGUCCCCGAGCCCCGAAGGUGACCCCCGCUUCAGCUUCUUCCUCUACAUGGUGCCCACCCCCACAGCUGGCACCCUCAGUUGCAACCUAGCCCUGCAGCCUAGAGCCUUGUCACAGGAAGUCUACAAGACAGUCUACAAGACAGUCUCCAUGCACCUGAACAUCGUCAGCCCUGACCUGUCUGGCAAAGGCCUCGUCCUGCCCUCUGUACUGGGCAUCACCUUUGGUGCCUUCCUCAUUGGGGCCCUGCUCACGGCUGCACUCUGGUACAUAUAUUCUCAUACACGUGCCCCCAACAAGCGGGAGCCCGUGGUGGCGGUGGCUGCCCCAGCCUCCUCUGAGAGCAGCAGUACCAACCACAGCAUCGGGAGUACCCAGAGCACCCCCUGCUCCACCAGCAGCAUGGCAUAGUGCCCAGCCCGGAGCCUGGGGGGCCCCAAGCCAGCCCUUGCCCCGCAGGAGAGAUGGAGUAGCUACAAGCUGGGAACUGCUGGCCAAGAACUUGUCCCAGGAGCCAAACACUUGCACUCAGCCGAGGAUGGAGCAUGCCCUCUGCACCUGCCCCUUAA